This is a messenger RNA of Rattus norvegicus (Norway rat), 1401 nucleotides long. NCBI's taxonomy places the organism in Eukaryota, Metazoa, Chordata, Mammalia, Rodentia, Muridae. The record is from RefSeq and is a predicted model, not a curated record.
GUCACAAAGGACAGUUCUCAUGGAUCAUGCUCAAGGUCGUGUCCAGUGGGGAGAGGCGACCUAAUGUCAACAUCUGGCUACUAUUCAACUUUGCAGAUAAAGAACUGAGCCUUCUCUAUUUUGUCAGAGCUGGUAAACCUGAAGAAGAUGACUUUUCUGAACAAGCACGGGAGCCAUGAGUCAAUGGGUUGGUUGCCUACCGAGGAAGGAAGGAAGCAGUCUACAAAAACCACAGCUGGACAAACUCCCAAAAUGCUCCCACUAUUUUAGAGAUCAAACUAUCACUACGACUACCGGGUGUCCCAAGGGCAGGAUGCAGCUCUUCACAACCAAAGUGCUUGGGGAACAACUCGGAAACAGGAUUCCAUUUCUGCCCUUGGCCCUGACUGGAUACUUGCUCCAGGCAGAAAGAGACUGAUACAGAAAGCCACAAUCAAUCAAUAUACAGAAUUGUGAAGUCCAGUCCCGCUGGAGAAAUCUAUAAAACAACCCCUACACCUAAGACUUGCAGAAGAGAGACAGAAAGACUGACUGACAAGAGCAAAAGAGAAGGGCAGUGUCCCUUCAAGGGAGACCAGAGGACCUGUGGAAGUUUUGCAGAUGCUCUGAGACACCGCCAUGGCGGCCAGGAGACAGAACCAACAGCGCCAGAAGAGAGCAUUGUACUAAGAAAACGCCCGCCAAGCCCCAGAAAGAGAUAAGCAUGGUGGUAACCGCGAUUCCCGGGGGCGGGCGCCACCGCUUACCCCGCCCACCCACACGGAAAGGAAGAGGCGGGCGCCGGAAGUCGCUGACGUCUGAGCCCCUCCCGAGGCCAGCUUCUGGGCCGGAAAUGGAGCCUUAGUCCCACCCCCGCGCCUUCUACCUCGCGAGACUUGGUGGGCUCCUCCCUCUUUCUUUUCUGCCACCGCCAUGCCAUCCAGACUGAGGAAGACCCGGAAACUCCGGGGCCACGUGAGCCACGGCCACGGUCGCAUCGGUAAGCACCGCAAGCACCCAGGAGGCCGCGGGAAUGCUGGAGGCAUGCAUCACCACAGGAUCAACUUUGACAAAUAUCAUCCAGGUUACUUCGGCAAAGUUGGCAUGAGGCAUUACCACUUGAAGAGGAACCAGAGCUUCUGCCCAACUGUCAACCUGGAUAAAUUAUGGACGUUGGUCAGCGAGCAGACACGGGUCAAUGCAGCAAAAAACAAGAAUGGAGUUGCUCCCAUCAUUGACGUUGUUCGAUCAGGCUACUACAAAGUUCUGGGGAAGGGGAAGCUCCCUAAGCAACCUGUCAUCGUGAAGGCCAAGUUCUUCAGCAGAAGAGCUGAAGAGAAGAUAAAGGGUGUGGGAGGUGCCUGUGUCCUGGUGGCUUAAAGCCACUUCAGAGGCUAAUUAAAUGCAAACAUUUUCCAUGUG